This is a messenger RNA of Acaromyces ingoldii, 962 nucleotides long. RefSeq lists its product as hypothetical. The record is from RefSeq and is a predicted model, not a curated record. The coding region runs from base 108 to 962 and encodes 284 amino acids. Gene Ontology annotation, molecular function: acyltransferase activity, transferring groups other than amino-acyl groups. The transcript is spliced from 2 exons. Lineage: Eukaryota; Fungi; Basidiomycota; Exobasidiomycetes; Exobasidiales; Cryptobasidiaceae.
CUUUCUUCUUCCUCCGAGCCCUCUCGCUCUAGUCCACCGCCUCUCUCCAGAUCGCCAAGGAGCACCAGAGUCACAUAAGGCCCGUUGCAUCAUUUUUCUCCAUCACCAUGACCAUAGCUUCUCCCGCUCUGACGAGCUGCCUUGCCACUUGCCGCCGCCUCGAAAAUGCCACGGCUCUGAAGCACCGCAGCCCCUCAACGCAGCCCCUCUUGCGUUCGGCUACUGAGGCAGAUCUGCCCUCGAUGGGCCGCAUCCUCCUCUCUGUCUUCCUCGAUUCGAUGGCGCCCCUCUUUGGCCUCGACCGCAGUCCGAUGUACGAAGCCUUUCGUCAGGCCCAGAUACGCCGCCUGUUCGCACGGUGCCAGCUGCAGCCUGCCAGCACCAAGAUUGUCGUCGCCACCGAUGGAGACGGCGACAAGCAAGGAGGUGCAGGCAACGUCUUGGGCUUUGUGGUGUGGAUCCUCGACGUCACCCCGCGCGAAACGUCGUCGUCCUCUGAUGACCACGAAGAGAGCAACACGGUCAAGAAGUCGCUCCCACCCCUCCCGCCUUUUCCACCCGGCCAGGGUGCGGCGCUGUACCAGGCCUUUGGCGACGCUAUGUCGGCGGUGCAAAGGACGAAGAUGGGCGACCGGCCCCGCUGCUAUCUCAAGUAUCUCUGCGUGGAUCCCACGUCGCAGCGCAGGGGCGUUGGCACCACACUCAUGAGCCACGUAUGUGCCGAUGCCGAAAAGGCCGGGCUGCCCAUCUACCUCGAGGCGGCGCCCACCGUCUCGGCUGGGCCCUUCUACAAGAAGUUCGGCUUCGAGGAUCUCGGCGUCUUUGACGCGUGCGAAGUCCCUCUCGAUCUGUCGUCGGUCAAGGGAGACGAGCAAGGCGAAAGCAAAUGCCAAGAGACGAUGACGAUGCAGCUCUUCGCCAUGAAGCUCGAGACGCAGGUGGUCCGUCGCGACGAGGUGUAG